AUGUCGCAGUCGCCCAGCAAGCAGCGCAAGUUGUCCCCCGAGGUGGGCGCGCCGAGCACACCGAGUCGCAUUCCAGCACCUAGGGGAACCGGGAGGGCCACAACACCUGUUAGGAAUACGCCGGGGGGAGGACCUUCUGCGUCGCCCAGUAAGGCUGGAGCGAGUGUGUCGCGACCACCUGCGCAGGUGGUGGAGGGGGAUGUGGGGUCCCAAGCUGAAGAGGGCGUUGAGGUGCCGGGGAUAAUUGGCCAGGCAGGACAGACGGGGGAGGUAGAGGCGACAACACCCAGGGGAACGAGGAGGACACCGAGGGGUGGAAUGACGUUCGCGCCGAGGAGGAGGUCGCAGUCGCCGCAGAAACAGGAUCCGAAGACCUCGACUCCGGCGGGUGGGAAUAAUGAGCAAAAUCCGUUUCAGAAGAAGGGGUUGAAACGAUCGCCUAUAUCGACCGCGGACACUGCUGGGGGGACGGAUGAGCAGUAUCCGUUUCAGAAGAAGGGGGGGCUACGACGAUCGCCUAUACCGGAGACGGGUGCUGCUGAGGUUGUGCCGCAGAUGGGGAAGACACAGGAAGGGCCGGUGGUGGCUAGGCCUACGACGCAAUCGACUACGCCACAGUCGAUUCCGCCAGCGCCUGCGGUGACUGCUGAGAUUGUGGACCCUUUCAAAAAGGGUGGGCUGCGUCGGUCGGAUGUCGCUUCUCCUGCGCCUGCAGUUCCUGCAGUGCCAAUUGAACCGACCGAGCCUACGGAUCCCUUCAAGAAGAGCGGAUUACGCCGUUCGGAUAUUGCUUCCCCGGCACCUGCAGCACCUGCAGCGACUGUGGCGACUGUAGCGCCUGUCGCGCCUGUAGCUCCCACCGAGCCUACGGAUCCCUUCAAAAAGGGCGGACUACGCCGGUCGGGCAUUGCUUCCCCAGCACCCGCAGCUCCUGCAGCAUCUACAGCACCACCCACCGAGCCUACCAAGCCUACCAAUCCAUUUAAAAAGAGCGGACUACGCCGGUCAGACGUUGCUUCUCCUGCCGCUGUAGUGGCUGCAGCGCCCACCGAACCCACAGAGCCUACCAACCCUUUUAAAAAGAGCGGAUUGCGUCGGUCAGACGUUGCUUCCCCGGCACCCGUGGCGCCCACGGAGCCUGCUGACCCGUUCAAAAAAGGUGGACUACGCCGAUCAAACGUUGCCCCUACGGCGCCUACAAAUAAUACACCCGCUGAGAACGCGCCUACAGAGGAAACACCUACCGAGAACACACGCACAGAGAGAGCAGUCACUGAGGAAACACACCCAAAUACACAGAGCACCGCACCCCUCAAUGCUCCGGUUCAAGAAUCAGCGCCAGAGCCACAACCACAACCGCAGUCACAGCCAGAACCUCAAGUAGAACUCGAACCGGAGCCAGAACUCCCCCCAACGCCAACCCAACUUGGCAUCCCCGAUCCUGUCGUAACCACCGAACCAACAGGAAUCCACAAUACGCCCAGCAAGCGCCCCAAGCGCCCCAGGAGCACAACUCUCAAAUCCUCACCCCUCAAACCCCGCGAUCCUCUACCCACCCAGCCAGUACCAGCAACAGUAGCGGCAACAGCCUCAUCAUCAGCCUCAGCACCCCCUCUUUCCGCCUUCCCAUUAAAAAACAAAACAAAACCAACAACAACAACAACAACAGCCACCUCCGAACCCCCCCCCAAACGCCGCAAAUCAUCCCCCCCUCCCUCCCGCAACCUCUUACCCCCCGACCCACACGCAGCCAAAAAACGCCGCCGCGCUGCCCUCCUCGCCGAAGUAGCCCAGCUCGAAGCAGACCUCGUCCUCGCCGAAGCCGAGAACGCGCGGAUCCGCCGCCACCACGAGGCUGGACGGCGGGAUGUCCCCGCGCCGAAGAACGAGGAUGCGAUUUUUGACCUCCUUCUCAGGGCUACGCGGCCGAGGGUGGCUGGGGGGGGGGAGGAGAGGCCGAGGAAGAAGAGCGUUAUGAUAAAUGUUGGUGCGUUUUUGCCGUUUGCGAAGAAAAGGAGGCCGGUGGUGAGCAAAGAGGUGGUGGUGAAGGAGGGGGGGCUGCCGUCGUAUGGUCCGGUGGAGGUGGAGGAUCCGAUGGCGUAUCUUUCUGUCUUCUCGCCGCUGGGGUUUACGUCUACGACUACGAUUUUGGCCUCUGUGGGCGAGUCCGGGGCGGUGUUGCAGCGACGCGAUGUUGUGGCGAAGGCGCGGGGGGGGUUGUUUCAUGCGCGCGUGGGGGUGGUGGUUGAUACGGCGUCGUUGGCGGUUGUGGGCGUGGAUGUGGAUGGGCUGGAUGGGAAUGCGGAGCCGGAGAUUGGGGGGUGGAUGAGGGAGAGGGCGGGGGAGGGGAUGUUGGGUCGCGAUGUGAAUGCGGUGUUUUAUGGGAUGGGGCAGUGGGUUGAGGGGGCGGCGAAGAGGGCGAGGUUUUGGUGCCAGAUUGGAGAGGAGUUUGGGUGUGGGGGUGGGAAGGGGAAGAUGAAGGAGAAGGAGAAGAGGAGCAAGGGGAAGGGUAGGGAGGGGGAGGAUGUGGAGCUGGAUGAGGGAGUGGGCGCGGGGAAGUGGACGGCGAAGGAUCUGCUACCGCACAUGAGACGGACGGCACUCGUGCUGCCGGUUGAGGACGUGGAGGUCACGGUGGAGUGGCGCAUCGCGCUCGACUGGACGGGUGAGGCGGAACAUGCUAUCUCGGCGUCGGCGCGGGUGCCGCGGGGCUGGCAUGAGCAGGAUGAGCGGCGCAGUCUGACGAGGCUGCCGGAGAUGUUUCGGAAGCUGGUAGAGAGCCGCGGACCGGUGGUGGCGGUGAGGACUGUUGUAGCUGGGUUGCUGGGUUGAUGGGGGCGAUUGAAUGGGGUUAUGUGGUAUGUGGUAUGGUUGUACGGUAUAGGAGGGGAUAUGAGAGGGGUGUAAUACUGUAGUGCACGAUUAUGAUAAUGAUACCCGUUUACCCAUCCUCCAUUCAUCGCGCCUCACCGCGCUCCUUGUAAUCGUACAAC
Pseudogymnoascus destructans is the source of this 2993-nucleotide messenger RNA. RefSeq lists its product as uncharacterized. The record is from RefSeq and is a predicted model, not a curated record. The coding region runs from base 1 to 2832 and encodes 943 amino acids. The transcript is spliced from 2 exons. Lineage: Eukaryota; Fungi; Ascomycota; Leotiomycetes; Thelebolales; Thelebolaceae.